AUGUAUUAAAACGAUGAGGACAGGCUUCCAGAAUUGCAAAGGGAGAUUUAAGAAUGUUUGGAUGCACUUGAACAUAUCGGCAAGACUCCCUAUCCAUACCCACAUUCUAUCCUAUAACUUUAUCAGGAUCUCAAUAAAUCACUAAAAAAGUUAUUCAUAAAAUCAGCAAAAUUGAAAGAGCAAAGCAUAGUUCCAAAUAGUUAAGCGACAUUAAAAUAUUGUGAUGGUUCAUUGGAACUCUAAUCAAUCAUUUACAACAAUGAAGUGCAAUAAGUUUGCAAACUUAGUCACAAGGAUAUUGAGAAGAAACAAUUAAAUUUGAAAUCUAUGUACUCUUUUGCUAAAGAACACCCCUAUUUGGAUGAUAAAAAGAAAAAAAGAAGAAGAUGA
Paramecium tetraurelia is the source of this 390-nucleotide messenger RNA. RefSeq lists its product as uncharacterized. The record is from RefSeq and is a predicted model, not a curated record. The transcript has a single exon. Lineage: Eukaryota; Ciliophora; Oligohymenophorea; Peniculida; Parameciidae.